Cannabis sativa is the source of this 1908-nucleotide messenger RNA. Its product is annotated as chorismate synthase, chloroplastic. The record is from RefSeq and is a predicted model, not a curated record. The coding region runs from base 310 to 1644 and encodes 444 amino acids. Gene Ontology annotation, molecular function: FMN binding; chorismate synthase activity. Lineage: Eukaryota; Viridiplantae; Streptophyta; Magnoliopsida; Rosales; Cannabaceae. Gene Ontology annotation, biological process: chorismate biosynthetic process; aromatic amino acid biosynthetic process. Gene Ontology annotation, cellular component: cytosol. The transcript is spliced from 13 exons.
CCCUUUUUUUUUUUUUUUUUCCUUAGUACCUACCUACCAAAUGCCAAAACAUAACCACAAAAAAAAAACCAAACCCACCAAACACCAAAUGAAAAUAAUAAAAUAAAAGGGUCAAAAAAAAAAAAAAAAAAAAAAAGGUUCAAGUUGGAGGAGAAGGAGAGGAGGGGUGCGUUUGGGGUAGGUGAGUGCUUGCCUCCUUUAUAUAUAUGCUAAUCGCUUUGAGUCAGAGUCUUGACCAACCACUGCGCCCACCAACUUCUUCUUUCUCAUUUUCAUCUUCAAAUUUUGCUGUAACACCCAACCUCAAUAAUGGCGUCGUCUCUCUCAUCGAACCCCUUUUUGGGCGCUUCGCGUAUGGAAGGAUUCUCUGCUUUGGGAUCUCUUUCCUCUGAUCUUCGAAGCCUUUCUUUGUCUCCUUCUCUUCAGUUCCCCACUGCUUCAUCUACCUCAAAGAAGCUCCAAGUAAAGGCAGCUGGGAAUAGUUUUGGAACUCAUUUUCGUGUUACAACUUAUGGAGAAUCUCAUGGCGGAGGUGUUGGUUGCGUAGUUGAUGGAGUGCCUCCUAGACGCCCUCUCUCAGAAGCUGAUUUGCAAGGGGACCUAGAUAGAAGGAGACCAGGUCAGAGUCGAAUUACUACUCCUAGGAAGGAGACUGACACAUGCAAAAUACUUUCUGGGGUGUAUGAAGGAAAAACAACUGGAACCCCAAUUCAUAUAUUUGUACCCAAUACUGAUCAAAGAGGACAUGAUUACACUGAGAUGUCAAUAGCUUAUAGACCCUCCCAUGCAGAUGCAACCUACGAUAUGAAGUAUGGUAUUAGAGCUGUGCAGGGUGGUGGUAGGUCAUCGGCAAGAGAAACAAUUGGAAGAGUUGCUGCUGGAGCAAUUGCCAAGAAAAUUCUCAAGGAAUUUUCAGGAACUGAGGUUUUUGCUUAUGUUUCACAAGUACACAAUGUUGAGCUUCCGCUGGGGUUGGUUGAUCAUGAGGCCUUGACACUUGAUCAGAUAGAAAGCAACAUCGUGCGGUGCCCUAAUCCUGAAUAUGCAGAAAAGAUGAUUGCUGCCAUAGAUACUAUCCGGGUGAGAGGGGAUUCCAUUGGCGGCGUUGUUACAUGUGUUGUGAAGAAUUGUCCACGUGGGCUUGGUUCACCAGUUUUUGAUAAACUUGAAGCCGAGUUUGCUAAAGCUCUCAUGUCCUUACCUGCAACAAAGGGCUUUGAAAUUGGAAGUGGUUUUGCAGGCACUCUUUUGACUGGAAGUGAACAUAAUGAUGAGUUCUAUCUUGAUGAAGAAAAUAGAAUCAGGACAAGGACAAAUCGCUCUGGUGGGAUACAGGGAGGAUUGUCAAAUGGAGAAAUUAUACAAAUGAGAAUUGCUUUCAAGCCAACUGCUACAAUUGGGAAGAAGCAGCAUACAGUGACUAGAGAUAAAAUUGAGACAGAUUUAAUCACCCGUGGUCGCCAUGAUCCUUGUGUUGUUCCUCGAGCUGUGCCAAUGGUAGAGGCCAUGGUAGCUUUGGUACUUGUGGACCAGUUGAUGGCACAACAUGCACAAUGCAAUUUAUUUCCUCUAAAUGAAGAACUACAGGAGCCCCUCAAGUUGCCCAACCUCGUGGAAUCUGAUGAAGCCGCUCUAUCCAUGUAAAAGUAUGCCGAUGCCUUUUCCGAAACAAACAAGUGAAAAAAAAUUCAUGGUGCACCUGCCAACACAAAAUGGAGUUCAAUUUUGGCUCUUGUUUUGUCUGUGCUUGUCUAAUGAGUGAUUAGUUUUGAUUAAUGUUGUAUGUUAUACAUUCUUCUUAUUAUUAUUUUUUUUAUCUUUUUGAGUGAAAUGAUUUAACAAUUUUUUCUACUUGAUGUAAUAAGCUAUGUGUUGUGAUUAAUAAAUUGGUCAUAAGUAGUAGCAGCA